ACUGGGUUGUGAGGCUCCAAGGAGCACACAUAUUGUUAGGCUCAGUUCGAUUCCCUCCAGCCCUCUCCGCCCGUUUGAAAGUAGUUCCUUAUCCCGGAGACAACGUGCAGAUGUUCUCUCUUUCCCUCUUUAUUUUUUUUAAGACAGGGUCUCUGUUGCCCAGGCUGGAGUGCAGUGGCGCGACCACAGCUCACUACAGCCUCAACCUCCUGGGCUUAACACGAUCCUCCUGCCUCAGCCUCCAGAGCGGCUGGGACUACAAGCGCGCACCACUGCACAGGGAUUAUUAUUAUUAUUUUAUUAUUUUGUAGAGACACAGGUGGGAGUGGUCUCGCUAUGUUGCCCAGGCUGGUCUCAAACUCAGCUCAAGAGAUCCUCCCGCCUCGGCGUCCCAAAGUGUUGGGAUUACAGGCGCCUGCCACCGCGCCCGGACGCAGAUAUUUUCUAUGGGCAUCUGGAAUGGUGACCCCAAAGCUUGGCGCCGUGCUAUGGUCAAGCCGGGUCGGGGGCUCGGGCCAGCCUUCAACACCGUUGGCAGCAAUGGGAACGAUCAACUGUUCUCUCACUACCGUGACGUCGCCCAGUCUGCCAAUGGCCGGCCCCUCGCCGGUCCCGAGGCCUCGCGAGAGCUCCCGUGGCUACGCCUUCCCCGGCCUCGGAACGGCCCCAUCCUUCCUCUUUCCCCGCCUCCCAGCGGCGCUCCACUCUCGGAUUGGCUGAUUGAUCCGAGUCAGUUUUUUUCCUCGCCAGAAAGCGGUUCGACAAUUGGUCCUUCUUUUGGCCCCUCCUGCGAAGCCCGCGGAUUGGACGGCUGAGUCUGGGCCUCUGCAGGAGCGCGGCCGGGCCAAUCAGGAGCUUGGAGUAUUUUACAAACUGGGGAAGUAGCUCCAGCAGUAGCCGAGAGAGUCAGGGGAAAAGCGGAGAAAGCUGGGUCGGCUCUGAGGGGCUCUCGGUAAGCCAUCAUGACCACCCGGCAAGCCACGAAGGAUCCCCUCCUCCGGGGUGUAUCUCCUACCCCUAGCAAGAUUCCGGUACGCUCUCAGAAACGUACGCCUUUCCCCACUGUUACAUCGUGCGCCCUGGACCAGGAGAACCAAGAUCCAAGGAGAUGGGUGCAGAAACCACCGCUCAAUAUUCAACGCCCCCUUGUUGAUUCAGCAGGCCCCAGGCCGAAAGCCAGGCACCAAGCAGAGACAUCACAAAGAUUGGUGGGGAUCACUCAGCCUCGGAACCCCUUGGCGGAGCUCAGGCCUAGCCCUAGGGGCCAAAAUGUGGGGCCUGGGCCGCCUGCCCAGACAGAGGCUCCAGGGACCAUAGAGUUUGUGGCUGACCCUGCAGCCCUGGCCACCAUCCUGUCAGGUGAGGGUGUGAAGAGCUGUCACCUGGGGCGCCAGCCUAGUCUGGCUAAAAGAGUACUGGUUCGAGGAAGUCAGGGAGGCACCACCCAGAGGGGCCAGGGUGUUCGGGCCUCUGCAUAUUUGGCCCCCAGAACCCCCACCCACCGACUGGACCCUGCCAGGGCUUCCUGCUUCUCUAGGCUGGAGGGACCAGGACCUCGAGGCCGGACAUUGUGCCCCCAGAGGCUACAGGCUCUGAUUUCACCUUCAGGACCUUCCUUUCACCUUUCCACUCGCCCCAGUUUGCAGGAGCUAAGAAGGGAGACAGCUGGCAGCAGCCGGACUUCAGUGAGCCAGGCCUCAGGAUUGCUCCUGGAGACCCCAGUCCAGCCUGCUUUCUCUCUCCCUAAAGGAGAACAUGAGGUUGUCACUCGCUCAGAUGAAGGAGGUGUGGCCUCUCUUGGUCUGGCCCAGCGAGUACCAUUAAGAGAAAACCGAGAAAUGACACAUACCAGGGACAGCCAUGACUCCCACCUGAUGCCCUCCCCUGCCCCUGUGGCCCAGCUCUUGCCUGGCCAUGUGGUGCCAUGUCCAUCACCCUUUGGACGGGCUCAGCGUGUACCCUCCCCAGGCCCUCCAACUCUGACCUCAUAUUCAGUGUUGCGGCGUCUCACCGUUCAACCUAAAACCCGGUUCACACCCAUGCCAUCAACCCCCAGAGUUCAGCAGGCCCAGUGGCUGCGUGGUGUCUCCCCUCAGUCCGGCUCUGAAGAUCCUGCCCUGCCCUGGGAGCAGGUUGCCGUCCGGUUGUUUGACCAGGAGAGUUGUAUAAGGUCACUGGAGGGGUCUGGGAAACCACCUGUGGCCACUCCUUCUGGAUCCCACUCUAACAGAACCCCCAGCCUCCAGGAGGUGAAGAUUCAACGCAUCGGUAUCCUGCAGCAGCUGUUGAGACAGGAGGUAGAGGGGCUGGUAGGGGGCCAGUGUGUCCCCCUUAAUGGAGGCUCUUCUCUGGAUAUGGUUGAACUUCAGCCCCUGCUGACUGAGAUUUCUAGAACUCUGAAUGCCACAGAGCAUAACUCUGGGACUUCCCACCUUCCUGGACUGUUAAAACACUCAGGGCUGCCAAAGCCCUGCCUUCCAGAGGAGUGCGGGGAACCACAGCCCUGCCCUGCAGCAGAGCCUGGGCCCCCAGGGGCCUUCUGUAGGAAUGAGUCUGAGAUACCAGAGCCCUCCCUCCAGGAACAGCUUGAAGUACCAGAGCCUUGCCCUCCAGCAGAACCCAGGCCCCUAGAGUCCUGCUGUAGGAGUAAGCCUGAGACACCAGAGCCCCCCCCCCAGGAACAGCUUGAAGUACCAGAGCCCUGCCCUCCAGCAGAACCCAGGCCCCUAGAGUCCUGCUGUAGGAGUAAGCCUGAGACACCAGAGCCCUCCCCCCAGGAACAGCUUGAAGUACCAGAGCCCUGCCUUUCAGCAGAGCCCGGGCCCCCAGAAUCCUGCUGUAGGAGUGAGCCCGAGAUACCAGAGCCCUCUCGCCACGAACAGCUUAAGGUACCCGAGCCCUGCCCUCCAGCAGAACCCGGGCCCCUUCAGCCCAGCACCCAGGGGCAGUCUGGACCCCCAGGACCCUGCCCUAGGGUAGAGCUGGGGGCAUCAGAGCCCUGCACCCUGGAACAUAGAAGUCUGGAGUCCAGCCUACCACCCUGCUGCGGUCAGUGGGCUCCAGCAACCACCAGCCUGAUCUUCUCUUCCCAACACCCGCUUUGUGCCAGCCCCCCUAUCUGCUCACUUCAGUCUCUGAGACCCCCAGCAGGCCAGGCAGGCCUCAGCAGUCUGGCCCCUCGAACCCUAGCCCUGAGGGAGCGCCUCAAAUCAUGUUUAACCGCCAUCCACUGCUUCCACGAGGCUCGUCUGGACGAUGAGUGUGCCUUUUACACCAGCCGAGCCCCUCCCUCAGGCCCUACCCGGGUCUGCACGAACCCUGUGGCUACAUUACUCGAAUGGCAGGAUGCCCUGUGUUUCAUUCCAGUUGGUUCUGCUGCCCCCCGGGGCUCUCCAUCAUGAGACAACCACUCCUGCCCUGCCGUGCUUCUUCCUUUUAGCCCUUAUUUAUUGUCGGUCUGCCCAUGGGACUGGGAGCCGCCCACUUUUGUCCUCAAUAAAGUUUCUAAAG
Molecule: messenger RNA, 3510 nt
Organism: Pongo pygmaeus (Bornean orangutan)
Lineage: Eukaryota; Metazoa; Chordata; Mammalia; Primates; Hominidae
Gene: TROAP
Product: trophinin associated protein
Exons: 15
Coding region: 963-3401 (812 amino acids)
Source: RefSeq, a predicted model, not a curated record